GAGCGGGCAGGUGACACCCGGCGGCCUCCGCCCCUUUUCCAGCUCGGUCGGCUGCCCGGGCAGCAGGGCCCGCUGUGAGGAGCUCCGCGCUAGCGCCGCCGCCCGCCGCCGCCCUCUGCGCCCGCGCCCGGGCACUUGGGCUCAGCUCCUCGCCGGCGGGCGCUGCCUCUUUGGCUCCCCGAGCUGCAUCCUGUCCCGACGGCAGCUGCUGGCUGAGGAGAGUGAUGAGUACACAGCGGUGGAACAGGUCGUGCCGGAGAUGGAAAUCGGAAAGCCUGUUGUUUCAUCUUACAGGAACCCAUUGUAAGGGCGAGUAAAUCCUGUGGAAAAUGGCCUUCAGUGAUCUUACAUCGAGGACUGUGCGUCUUUAUGGUAAUUGGAUCAAAGAUGCUGAUCCAAGAGUUGAAGACUGGCUCCUCAUGUCCUCGCCUCUGCCACAAACUGUCAUCCUGGGACUCUAUGUCUAUUUUGUCACAUCCCUGGGACCAAAGCUCAUGGAGAAUCGAAAGCCCUUUGAACUCAAGAAAGCGAUGAUAACGUACAAUUUUUUCAUAGUACUCUUUUCUGUGUAUAUGUGUUAUGAGUUUGUGAUGUCUGGCUGGGGUACCGGUUAUUCCUUUCGAUGUGAAAUUGUUGACUAUUCACGCUCGCCUACAGCAUUGAGGAUGGCACGCACCUGCUGGCUUUAUUACUUCUCCAAAUUUAUUGAGCUCUUAGAUACUAUCUUUUUUGUUCUGCGUAAGAAAAAUAGUCAAGUGACUUUCCUGCAUGUCUUCCAUCAUACCAUCAUGCCAUGGACCUGGUGGUUUGGAGUCAAAUUUGCCGCAGGUGGUUUGGGAACAUUCCAUGCCUUUCUAAAUACAGCUGUACAUGUAGUCAUGUAUUCCUACUAUGGACUGUGUGCAUUGGGACCAGCCUACCAGAAGUAUUUGUGGUGGAAAAAGUAUUUGACAUCAUUACAGCUUGUCCAGUUCGUUAUUGUCACUAUACACAUAGGCCAGUUUUUUUUCAUGGAGGAUUGCAAGUACCAGUUUCCAGUCUUUCUGUACAUCAUUAUGAGUUACGGGUGCAUCUUUCUGCUGCUCUUUCUCCAUUUUUGGUACCGUGCUUACACCAAAGGUCAGAGGCUACCCAAAACAGUGAAAAAUGGAAUCUGCAAAAACAAAGAUCACUGAAAUUCAAGCACAGCAUAAAUCUAUGAAUAAGACUGAUAUCUUGUCUUCCUUGACAAUCAAGAGAUAUUUCCAUGUGCAGUGCAUUUUGUAUAUUUUUCAAAACUAAGAGCUUGUAUUUUUAUGAUAAGUUAUUGGGGUUUCUGAUAUUUGAGAGCCCAAAGCUCCCAGAUAACAGUCUUCUGAUAAUUAGAGCCUAAAGCAGCCAGUUUUUCAGCUGCUUUUAAACCUAAUCUAAAGGUUUUAUUUAACACAUUUUGUUAGCUUGAAAGAAGGAUGUGAAACAGUAGAGUACUCUUCAAAGAAGUCCAGUAUAGAUGAAAAAUAUCGUUAGAUAUUUUGAGCACGGACAGAGAUCCAUGCCGUACAGUAGAUUCCUUCUGCCGGGUCUGGAAACCUUUAACUGUGGGCUCUGGCUUUGUUGCUUGUUGACUAUAUUCAGAAGACACUGUAUUUACUCUAAACUUAAAUUCCCAUUCUAAAGAGCUAAUAGGGCGAACGUUCAGUGUAUUUUUGAUCAGUUAUCAUUUAAAAUCACUAAUGGUAAUUUUUAAUGGAUCUUUUGAGUAGCCGGCACCAGUUUUGCUUGUAAGACUUCCUCACAACGCUUUUGUUGUGUAAACUGUUUAAAAGUGACAAUCCUUUAGGGUAAUACAUUGAUGCACUUGAAACUAAGGUUAAGUUAUUAUUUUGAAAACAAGGUGAUUUGUUCUGAUGGCUUAAUGAACACUUUGCUAUCACCGUUUUGCAAUGAACUUUGUAUAUUUCGGGAAAGAGGUGAAUUUAUCAAUGGAAAAAAUAGUUGUCUGUGGUGUUGUCAUGUCACUUUCUCAUAUCAUGGUUUAAAGGAUUAUCUUGGUUAAAUAUAUAUUGGUUAGAUGUGUAAAUGUUCAUAUCACUGGCACACACUAAAUGAUUUUAGACCACCCAGGGAUGGGUUAAGGGUGGCUUGUGAAGCAACUGGAAGCAAAUGGUGGCACAGAGAUUAUCCAGGCAAGAUUUGGUGACAAGGGUCUCUCUCAUAAUGAGAGAGAGCAAGAGAGAGACUGUAUAAUAGUUAUUGUUAUAGAUUCACUGCAUGGAAAAAUAUUUUCCAGAAUUAUGAAUUAAUUAACAGCCUGGAAUUCUUUUUCUCAACCUUAUAAACUAUAUAAUGAGGGACUGAAAUUCAUUCUGCAUAGCUCUCAUUUCUUUAAAAUUGCUCCUUUCUAAAAGUCAUAUUUUCUUGUUGGAGAACCCAACUACUGAUCAGUAGAGUUUUGCCCAAGAAACAGCAAUAUUUGGACAUUUCUGAAUUUUUCCACAGUGUUUUUUUUUCUUGUUCUAUUUUACUUGAUUUUGAAGGAUUGCUUAUGCUUGUAUGACUGUAAGCAGUUAGUACCCCAGUAAUUGUGUAACACACAGUGAUACUUACUGUACAAUAAAGGCUGAGUUUUUACCAACUGUAAACUCCUAGAGGUAGGUGUCUCCCUCCUAAUCCAUUAAUCUGUACCAUGGCCUUUUCUCUUCACACUCAGCAAAUUAGUAAGGUUAUUUGCCUUUAGUGACUUCACUCGCUUACAAUAUGAGAAUUUGAGGGUUGAUAAAAGGGGAGAUUUCAUUUUUUUUUAAUAAAUAGUAAAGAACAGGAGAGCAAAGCUAAAAGAAACAGCAGCUCUAAUUUAUUUCUCUGUGAGAGUCUCAGGGUUCCUUAAGUGUUUUCCUGUUUUUCUCUUCAAAUCCAACCAGUGCUAAAAUGAGGAGGUACGGUAGAUGCUGUUACACAUACACACAAUUCCCAAAGACCCCAGUAGGGUAAAGACCAAAAGGAAGCAAAACUAAAAGAAGAGAAAACAGGAGAGUUUGUUUCUUCUCUUGCAUACUUUCUGCCCUGCACUGUACAACCCCUCCUUGUCUCCGUGUAGUCUUUAAAAUGUUUGCUGUGCCUGUGAACUAACAGCAACAUGUGACAGAAUCACAUUCUACAUUAUAUGAAUAGGAGUGGAGAGCUAGAAUGUUACAUGAAAAGAAAUCACAGCUGGCAGAGGUAACCUCCGUAUGAACAGCAGCAGAUUAGAAUGGGUAUCACUGGAUGUAGGAUUGGAUGGGCCUUGUUUUAUUAAACAGCUCUGUGGGUCACAUAGAGUUUCUGCUGGAGUUUCAUCCCACUUUCCAGGACUUCCUUGCCUUUGGGUUUGCUUACCUAACAAAUAAAAAGGCCAAAAGGCCAGCUGCAAAAUCUGGCUUAUGACAUAAAGCUCUAUGAAUCCUUUAGAACCUAUAUCUAUAUUACAAAUAAAUGCAAAUGUAAAAUUUUAAAUAUCUGUGGGACAUUGCCAUUUUACAGUCUUAAUUGAGUAGAAUUCUUAACUGAGCAAACUACAUUGUUACAUAAAUUAUAAGAUUAUGAUGUUACAUUUCUUCAAUUAUCCCUUAUCUCUGUUAACUACUUUUAACGACUGUGGAAAACUCUGUGGAUACUGUCAAAGUUUGGGUUUGGUUUUUGGUGUGUGUAUUAUAAUAAAUUUGUGGU
Molecule: messenger RNA, 3684 nt
Organism: Globicephala melas (long-finned pilot whale)
Lineage: Eukaryota; Metazoa; Chordata; Mammalia; Artiodactyla; Delphinidae
Gene: ELOVL7
Product: ELOVL fatty acid elongase 7
Biological process (GO): fatty acid elongation, saturated fatty acid; sphingolipid biosynthetic process; fatty acid elongation, polyunsaturated fatty acid
Cellular component (GO): endoplasmic reticulum; endoplasmic reticulum membrane
Molecular function (GO): fatty acid elongase activity
Source: RefSeq, a predicted model, not a curated record